This is a messenger RNA of Plodia interpunctella (Indianmeal moth), 2866 nucleotides long. RefSeq names its product Rab32 (gene Rab32). Gene Ontology annotation, molecular function: GTPase activity; GTP binding. Lineage: Eukaryota; Metazoa; Arthropoda; Insecta; Lepidoptera; Pyralidae. Gene Ontology annotation, biological process: endosome to lysosome transport; phagosome-lysosome fusion. Gene Ontology annotation, cellular component: Golgi apparatus; lysosome; late endosome. The record is from RefSeq and is a predicted model, not a curated record.
AGUCGAGCGACCACGAUGCCCGACGAGGAGCCCCCCCUGCCACCCCCGUCCCCGGCCCCGCCGCGCCCGGGUUCUCACUCGCGCCUCCGCCGCACGCUGCACACGCUGCGCUCGCCUUUCCGCUCCGGAUCGCCCUUCCACUUUGGCCCGAUCAAGCGCGCCGGCUCUGCCAAGUCCGUAGCCUCAGACGGUGAACUCACACGCGACGAACGCACGAUGCGCAAACGUAACAAGAAGAAUCGUGAUACUGCUAGUGACGCCUCCCCCAGCCAUGACGGCUCCCCAAAACCAGACAAGAAAAAGAAGGAAAGCAGUCUGCUCCGGCGCAUGGGGAGCAUAGGCAAACGCCGCGCAGAAGAAUCCACUCCCCCGUCUUCGCAUUCUGGAACGCCUGAAACCACUGUAGAUUACUCCCCUACACCCCCACCUGAAGGGGUGAGACUUACGUCACAAGCUACGUUAGAGAUGACCACAGAACCUCCGUCAACAGAGCCUUCGACGGCGGAGCUUACGCCGGCGCAAACGCCUGAGCCUCGAUCUGAACCAACAUCUACACCACCUGUGAGUCCGAUCGCGGUCGAGCAUCCCGUAGCGACACGGCCUUUCACAAAAGCAGCUUGGAUGCGCAAAAGUUCCGAGCCGGAAAUGGAGAAACCCGUAGAGGAGCCCAGUCCGGAAAACGCUUUGCGCCGUCGCAUCGCUUUCGUUGCACAAGCGUCUGCGUGUAUGUCUGAGGAUCACGAUGACGGGGAUAGGGGUGGGGAUGAAGUGGGGUCGCUGGAGGAGGCGGUGGCGCUGGCGCGGGUGCGGUUAGCGACGCCGGCGGCGCCCUCGCCGUCACAGUCGCGCGACAACGACACUGAAGAGGAGGGGUACGCGGACACUAUGCCGGCGUACGGGGACCUGAUCGACGCGGACACCAAGCCCGGGAACAGCGAUGCUCCGGUGAGUUGUGGUCGGGGCGCGCAGUGGCCCGGGCGCGCCGAGCGAUGCGCGCGCGCCAUGACCUUCGAGGAGACCGGUGACGAGUGCUAUUUGACAGUGUGCGAGUGCUGCGGCUUCAGCACCGAGACGUCCGUGUUGUUCCCAUCCAAUUCCUCCCCGAGCGCUGAGCGGAGGGAGCACCUGUACAAGAUCCUUGUGAUUGGAGAACUGGGCACUGGCAAGACGUCCAUCAUCAAGCGAUACGUCCACCAGUUCUUCAGCCAACACUACAGGGCGACGAUCGGCGUUGACUUCGCCUUAAAAGUCUUGAAUUGGGAUGCGAAUACUAUAAUUCGGCUGCAGCUAUGGGAUAUUGCAGGUCAGGAGCGUUUCGGCAACAUGACCAGGGUGUACUAUAAAGAGGCUGUUGGGGCGUUUAUUGUGUUUGACGUGUCUCGCCUCGCCACCUUCGAUGCUGUGGUCAAGUGGAAGAACGACCUGGACACGAAGGUGCAGCUGCCAGAUGGGUCGCCGAUACCGUGCAUACUACUGGCUAAUAAGUGUGACCAGCAAAAGGAAGGCAUCGUGAAUUCUCCCGCCAAAAUGGAUGAGUAUUGCCGCGAAAAAGGAUUCGCGGGCUGGUUCGAGACGUCUGCUAAAGAAAACAUCAAUAUAGAGGAGGCGGCCAGGUCAUUAGUAAAUAAGAUCCUUCUAAACGACAAACUCCUUCAAAGCAACGACAGCAAGGACGCAGAACGGUUCGCGCUUGACCAUAAGCUCGCGAAUGGCGAGAACAGCCGCGACGGCGGCAGCAAGACAUGCUCGUGCUGACCCAUCCUGCAUCCGGACACCGCGGACGUUGCUGAACCUUCCAAACUGGUCUGACUUUGGCCAAUGUUAGGCACAACGACUAAGUUAGGUGAGCUGGUCGUCUGACUGCGUUUCGUUCGAAUUGUUUUUUGUAAUUUAUUUGUCUUUGACACGUGUUCUAUAAUGAUUCUGUUUUGUAAAUUCUCGGUAUUAAGUAUUAUAGUCUUGUCAUAUACCUGAUGAUUGGUUUAUAAUUCUUCUUAUAUGUUUUUGUUGUUGAAAUUCUCGAAGAAGAUGCUAAUUUAUUUUAUUAAAAGAUGUUUUGUUUUGUUUAUUAAAAGUCAAAUAAGUCUAGGUUUGAAGAGAAUAUUAUUUUUUGAGUUUGUUCAUUUUCUCGGUUCUUGAUUUAAUAUGUUCAAAAUGUUCGUUACAGUUAUGAAUUUGUUGCGUCUUUUUUAUUGAAAUAAUUUCUUUUUUGUCGAUACUUGAUUUACGACAUAUUGUAUUUUCCUCUUUAAUAUUGUUGUUUGGUUUUUUUUUAUGUACCUACUUAUAACUUGUUUAAUUUGUAUUUUUAAUUUUUAUUAUAAUACCUCUAAAUAACUGAAGUUGACAUCUUGUAUAAAACAAUAUACAAAAUUGAACUUAAAAUCUGUAAUCUGAGUGUGCAACAAAAGCUUUGGAAUCGGUGACAACUAAAUUAACUCAUCACCCGUUACAAACAAAAAGAGGAUAUUUGUCUUUAGGAUAUUUGUCCUAAUUUAAUCUUAAGGUUUAUAAGCCGGAUAUAUCGUAGGUAAAUCUAAAAUUAUUUUGAACAAAUGUACCAUGACAGAAAAGCAGUGUUAUCAUCAUAUGGUUAAAUAAAAAAACGUAAUAUAUUUUUGACUAAAAAAAAUAACAGUAUCUGUCUAUAAACAUAUUCGUUAAUAAAAAUAUGUAGUAUCAGAUCUUGAUAAAAAUGUGUUUAUACGAAUCUAGGUGUGGUGUGACAACAGGCAAUCGUUUAGUGCCAUCCCGGCUAAAGUCAUAAUUACGUAAUUAUGUAUAAUACCGUUGUAAUGUUAAGUAUUAUCUACUUACUGCAUGAGAGUGCGAAUGUUAUGUAAAUUUAAUAAAAUAUUUUAAUGAA